AUGACGGUCCCCGCUCAAGACGAGGGUCUCACCCCGGAGCAACUCGAAUCUUUCCACCGCGACGGCUACCUCGUCAUCCCCGGCGCCCUAUCCCCGGAGACCGUCUCCGGCCUUCUCGCCGAGACCCACUCCCUACUGGACAACUUCUCCCUCGCCGACCACCCUAUGACGCGCUUCUCCACCGGCGAGAAGGCAGACCACGUCGGCGACGACUACUUCCUCUCCUCGGGCGACAAGGUUCGCUUCUUCUUCGAGGAGGACGCUUUCGACGACGAGGGCAACCUCGUGAAACCCAAAGCCCGUGCCAUCAACAAGAUUGGCCAUUACCUGCACGUCCUCUCCCCGCCCUUUGCCGCCAUCUCGGAUCCCGCGUCUUCUACCACUGGCAGUGCUGGCAGUGGCCCCGUCCGGGGUAAGCCGGCCGCCGUGGCCCGCAGCCUCGGGUUCCGGGACCCGCGGUGCCUGCAGAGCAUGAUCAUUUGCAAGCAACCCGAGAUCGGCGGCGCCGUGCCCCCGCACCAGGAUUCGACCUUCUUGUACACGGACCCGCCGUCCGCCGUGGGCUUCUGGUACGCCCUCGAGGACGCGACGUUCGAGAACGGGUGUCUUUCGUUCUUGCCUGGCUCGCAUCGCUGGGCACCCGUGUCGAGCAGGCUCGUGCGCAAGGCCGGGGACGCGGGGACAGAGAUGGCGAGCGAGCAGGAGAAGGCUGGGGAGGGGAAGUAUGUGCCUGGGGAGGUCAAGGCUGGGGAUCUGGUGUUGAUUCACGGCAACUUGCUGCACAAGAGCGAGAAGAAUUUGAGUCAGAAGGGGCGCAUCAUUUACACGUUUCACGUCAUUGAGGGGGAGGGGAACAAGUAUGACGAGAGGAACUGGUUGCAGCCGCCCAAGGCUGGGUUCACCAGGUUGUAUUCUUCUUAG
Messenger RNA from Colletotrichum godetiae, 921 nucleotides. RefSeq names its product phytanoyl-CoA dioxygenase. Lineage: Eukaryota; Fungi; Ascomycota; Sordariomycetes; Glomerellales; Glomerellaceae. The record is from RefSeq and is a predicted model, not a curated record. The coding region runs from base 1 to 921 and encodes 306 amino acids. The transcript has 2 exons.